Messenger RNA from Pseudocercospora fijiensis CIRAD86, 2460 nucleotides. RefSeq lists its product as uncharacterized. Bases 1 to 2460 code for a protein of 819 amino acids. Lineage: Eukaryota; Fungi; Ascomycota; Dothideomycetes; Mycosphaerellales; Mycosphaerellaceae. The transcript is spliced from 14 exons. The record is from RefSeq and is a predicted model, not a curated record.
AUGCGAGUCGAGCUCUGCCGCCGCCGAGUGUUGCGAAAGGCGACAUGUAUCGAGAGUCUGAGGUCCCGUUCGCCCAAUCAACUUUCUGCUCUGUACGGAGGCCCGCAACAAGCUGGAACGGCAUUCUUGCUCUUACACCAACAUCACCUUCUCUCACCUUGCAUCGCUGAUUCAAUGCAGGCAUACCUGGCAGACGCCACAUGCAUGCACUGGUUGAUCAAGCGCUGCAUCGCCACGCAUCUACUCAGCCAUGGUAAGGCGUGCGGUUCGCACAAUGACUGCAAAACUCUCACUGCCCAUAUCUCAUCAAGCCUCUCAAUUCGCGUCAAAAUGAAAGAAAUGCAGAAGAACGAUGCGGAUAAACCAGACACAAACGAGGUAGAUGAGGAGUCCCCACCAUCAUACGAAGAAGCUGUGGAGUCUCCAUACGCAUUGCUGGUGCAGCCUGUCGAGGAUUCCGAGACUCUCGAGCUUUUAAUCAAUGCCACGUCUUCCAGCAUGCCCCAGUCCGGCACAUUUUCCCGAUGGAAGAGCAUAGCCAGAACACCUACCCCGACAAAGCCGCUGCAACUGGUACCUCUUGAUCCAAAGGCAAUAAAAUGCAGAUGCGGAAAGCACAACGAUACUACCCAGUCCUCCCCGGGUUUCCCGCAAGGCUGUGUUAGGUGCACAUGCAAAUACUUGGUCUUUUCCGACGGAAGCUCGCACCACGAAGCAAGUCCCAUCACAUGCCCAAGACCACGAUGCGGCCGUCAGAUCCCGAGGAUUUCUGGAAUAUGUUCUUUGCGCAAAUUGACGGGAAAGCCUUCAAUGAGGAGAAGAUCAGAUGCCUCUGUAAAGCUGUUGUUGACACUACCCAGCGCUCCACAAUCAAACACUGCUAUGAACUACCCAAAGGGAGCGCCAGAUGUACUUGUGGGCGAACAGUACGACGGGAUGGCAGCAGCAUCCUGGAACAUCCGAACAGCUGUUGUGGGAUCAGACGGAAUAUCAGUAAGGAGAGCCAGAGCAAGAAAUGAACUAUGCUUUGCUUACACUCAAUUCUCAACAACAACAAUAACAACAACAAAACUUCGAGUCUUCAACUUUCCGUGGUCUGGCAGCAAUGCGAACCAUAUGCUCCGCUCCAUAGAUACAUUGUUCACGUUCUAUAAUUGGCUGUCGAUCACCUGUUUGUCGGCCAAUGGAACGAGUUCGUCUAUGCAAUUAGGCCUAGCUGCAUGGCGCCAAAAUUCGGACAAGGCAACCAGCAACUUCGCGGUGCACACGUGGAAACCUGGGCGGCCUCUCAAUUCUAUGUGUCCCUACGACAUUGAAGCCCAGCGGGUGCUCGUCGCCGCUUUGAAGCUCGACGCAAAUGUGGAAACGAAUAUUCCCAUAUCGAAGCCAGCGGGCACGCAAGAAUCCAUGCAGUGCAGCCCAGCCCUGCCGGAUAAGGCCACAGCAAUUCUGGACGGUGUUAAAAUCCAGGAAGCUGCCACAGGAACUUUCACCUGGCUUGUACGUCCGACAUCCGGCUUCGGAGACUGGAUCUCGAACUUCCCGCGAAAAGACAUCUUAUGGGUAAUGGGCAAGGCCGGCUCUGGUAAAUCUACUUUCAUGAAGUUCAUGGUCAAUAAUUUGGACAUUCAUGGCCUACUGCAGUCAUCUGCCGGAGACAGGAAAGUUUUGGUACUGCGGCACUUCUUUUGGUACGACGGCAUCCACGAGCAGACGUCAUUUUCUGGCCUCAUGCGCAAUUUGCUCCAUCAACUUUGUCUGGCCGAUUCAAACCUCAUUGAAGCAUCUUUCAAGCCGCGCUGGGACAAGACUCGACUCGUCUGGGCAAAACCUUGGAAUGAGACCGAACUCUGGGAAAGCCUUGUGCGCAGCCUUCAAAGUGCCGAUUUUGAGGUUUGCGUGUUCAUUGACGCCUUGGACGAAUGCAAACCUUCAAGUAGGCAUCCUUUUGUGCGGGAUAAAUUACGGGAGUUUUCGAAAAUGACAAAUGUGAGGAUAUGCGUUUCCGCUCGCUCAUCGGAAAGAUUAUCAUUUCCCCCAGCAGUGGAUGAUAUGCAUAUUCAAUUGGACGAUCGCACCUACCCAGAUUUGCGAUGUUUCGCGGCGGCUCGUCUGGCCAACACGGGACUCACAAGCAGCGAAAUCGAACAACUUAUGGGGUAUUUCUCUGGGGCAAUCUCGUCGUCGAAUCACUUUGCGAGCGUGCAGGCGUGGAUCCUGAUUUCAAACGACUUCGUCGGUGCCUUACUACAAGAAGAUGGUCUACGAUCGCAUACACAGCAUACGAUCGCAUUCUUGAUCGAACAUGGCGCCUCCAUGGACUGCAAGCUAGAGCUGACGCUUGGCAAUGAAGAGAACAAGAUGGUGAUAGUGCCAACAGAUGUUGCUGCCGCCAUCACAGCAUGCGUGCCUGAGGAGUUGGAAGAUGAAUUGGAAGCGACCUUUUGGCCGCUCGCCUAG